AUGCAUGACGUGCAGCAAAUGAGAAGCGACAGAGAUGGCGACAUUCUCGAACUACGCCAAAUUCCCCCUUUCGACAAAUCGACCGGGCCAGACUCAGGCCAUGACAGGUCGGACCCUGGAUCCAGCGGUUACACAAGCAUUCAAGCUUCUCAGUUUAGCCUGGGAAAUGGAUGGGAAGGGAGUAAUGGAUCCGGUACUCCCCAUGUGUACGCAAGUCCAAGUACAAGCUCGGGGAUCAAUAGAAUAUAUGGCAAUUUGCCCGAUCCGCAGGGGACGGAGAGGCCAAAAUCUACCCGGAAUUCCCACACAGAGCAAAAGGCUUCAAAUGCAAAAAGUUGGUCCCUAGGUCUCGGGAAGAAUCGCUUUAGUAGGGAGGUACCCUGGUCAGGAGUUAGAGAUCACCUAGCACUCGAACGGACCUUUCUUGGAUGGCUGCGCACCAGCGGUGCUUUCGCCAUGACGGGCGUUUUGUUGGCGCAAAUAUCCGUUAUCGUCCACAAGAAUGAGGAAGAGGCCAUGAAACUCGGGCUAGUUGUCGAAGACUCUCCCUCUGAAAUGCCAUCAAUCCAUGAUACUGCUCGGACAUUGUCUGCUCUCACAGUGGGAAUUGCCAUUGUAACGAUGUCUAUCGGAGUGUUAAGAUUUUACUUUGGGCAGAAGGCACUGAUAGAAGGACUUGCUGUUUCUGGUGGUUGGCCAAUAGUCGGACUGGCUGUAUUUGUGCUUGGAUACCUCUUGACUGUUUUGCUUUUAAUGGUCAUUUCGUCGGAUCCGUAA
Orbilia oligospora ATCC 24927 is the source of this 777-nucleotide messenger RNA. RefSeq lists its product as uncharacterized. Bases 1 to 777 code for a protein of 258 amino acids. The record is from RefSeq and is a predicted model, not a curated record. NCBI's taxonomy places the organism in Eukaryota, Fungi, Ascomycota, Orbiliomycetes, Orbiliales, Orbiliaceae. The transcript has 3 exons.